Messenger RNA from Betta splendens (Siamese fighting fish), 6915 nucleotides. It is a transcript of the gene fezf1, whose product is annotated as FEZ family zinc finger 1. The record is from RefSeq and is a predicted model, not a curated record. The coding region runs from base 2790 to 4106 and encodes 438 amino acids. The transcript is spliced from 4 exons. Gene Ontology annotation, cellular component: nucleus. NCBI's taxonomy places the organism in Eukaryota, Metazoa, Chordata, Actinopteri, Anabantiformes, Osphronemidae.
AAAUUAGCUCCUGCCAACAUUUUGUAUUUUUGUUUGAUGUUUUCUUAAAAUUUGGUUAUUAGAAAACGUAAUAAAAUACUUGAUUGGUUUUAGUUUUAAUGAGGGAAAUCUGAUGUGCAAAGUUUUCUUACAUUUUGUCGGAAGCCAAGACAGAACCUUUGUCUUUAGAACUUCGGCCGGGUUUGGUGCUGAACCGGGCCUGCACAGACCCACUAUUGGGUCGGGAUGAUGAGAGGAGCCGGAGCGGCUCCACUCAUACUCUAAACUCCAGCGUUCCACCUAAAUUAACAAUCUAAUUGAGAUACCAGCCUUUCCAGUUUGGCUGAACUGUGUUGUCAGGUUUGGGCAAAAUUGGAUUGAAAUAUAACUUUUUCUAUGGAGGAAUUGUUUAAACCAGUUCUCAAAAAGAAAAUAAAUACUUUUACUUAGUCAUUGUAAAAGAUAGUAUUCAUGCAGUUUGUCUUGUUUUGUCCUGAGGUGUAACAGUUAGGUAUUUAUGCAUACUGUACAGUCAACAUAAUAUUUAGAAUAAUUUAAAACAUUAUAUUCAUGACUUUUAUUAAAUACCCAGAGCAACUAUGAACGAGAUCCCAGAGGGUUUUACGAGUGUUCUGCUCCUUGUUUUAUACUAAAUGAUUCUGUACAUUGGAGGCUGUUCAGCUCUUUGUUCUGGUGCAAUUAAUAAUUUAAGACGCCAUCGCCUUAAUCACCUGAGCAGUUUUCAAUGAUGAACCUUAAAAGCGUCAACUCUUUAUUCCACCUCAUCCGUGGCGUUUUAAAAGGCUUUAAAGAGGCUCGGUUCGCUGGAAUCUGGCUGGAAUCCAUCAGCAUCCAUCCAUCAGCUGAUGUUUUCUCUCUGUGAAGCAUCCUGUGGGUCCAGGUCUGCUCAAUCAUUUUAAUAGCAAUAAUUAUUUGGCAAUGACAGUUAAUUCUAAAUGUUUACAUCAAUUGCGCAAACAUGAGAAUGAUAACAAUAAUUAGAGAUUUAAACCAAAAGAUAAAUGUAAUGACAUUUACAAAUGUAACAUUUUAAACCAAACUAAAAGAACCCGAAUUAAAAAACUUUAAAGCCACAGGCAUAUAUGAUAUAUAUAGAUAUAUAGAUUUAUAUAGAUAGAUAUAGAUAGAUAUAUAAUGUGCUGAAAUAUUUCCAGUUUAGUUUACAUUAUUGUACAUUACUGUUACAUAUUUGUUGGUAGCGAGCAGCUGGCUCCUCUAGUAUUUAACAUUCACUGCUUUUUACAGUCGUGCUGUGUUCAGCCCGUUUUGAGCGCUUAUAUGUGCGCACAGCGUUGUUGCACCCGUGAGACCUUUCUCACUGCUAAUGAUUGUGACGAAGACAUCAAAAAGUGUUGACACUGUAAUUAUGAAAAUAAAUAAUGAAGCAUUUAAAAAAACAAGACGCUGAAGAGAAAAGAGGAAAUAAAACAGAAGGAGAAAAAUCCAUUACUUAUAACGAAUACGUCUGCAACAUCUCCAUUUCUAUAAAAACAAAUAGUGGUCGGUUCAGGAGUCUGUUAAAUACAUGAAUGGAUUUUCUGGAAAUUUUAUUUGAAGAUUUUUUUACGACCGUUAAAAAACCGUUAAAAUGUCCCAUGAGGCCAAAAUCACUUUCUCUGAUUUAGCAGCAUCACGUUUCAAUUUACGCUGAAUAUGUAUGUUGUAUUACAGUGAGUGUAAUUUAUAUGCAAGUUGUGUUUAUCGAGAACUCGAUCCGAUUUUCACUUUUAGAUAUUUUUUUCCCUUUUAGCUCCAGAUUUUUCAUUGUUAUUUAAAGUAUUCCUUUAUUAACGCAGAAAAAUAACCUUGAUUUUCGAACAGUCUCUACUGUAGUGACUGGGUGUUUCCUGCUCUCGGGCCUCGGAGUUCAUUUCUACCAAGUGUUAUUAAAAUAACCAGCUGUCCUUUUUGAGCGACGUUGUGCUUUUGGGUGGAGGUCCGUCCCCUCGUCCUGUAGAAUGUGCGUCUCUGCCCGCUGAGUUUUAUACAAAGUGCGUAAAGAUGCGGGUAAAAGGCAGUGCGUGAUGAGGGCAGAGCGUCUCCGUCUCGGUGUUUCUCAGUGGAGAACUGGCUACAAGGGGCUUUAAUGCCGCGGGUGGGUUUUGGCCACCGACGAGCUUCUGCGUGAAAGAGGAAGAAAGGCGCUCGAGGCAGCGCGUGUCAUUCACGGACGCACAGCUGAGAUCCAUGACUUCUAAUCCAUUUUCUGCGCAAUAUCGACGGUUCGGUUUCCGUGUAGAGUUCAGCCACAUGACAGCUCCGUCGCCCCUGAACCGUGCGUAAAGGGGCUGGGUUUCAGCAGCCACAGCGCGUCCAAAUCUGAUCUGAAACUCUGACCGCUGCGCCUAUGGCGUCUGCGAAUUAAAAAAAUGAUGUCAUGCGAAGCCACAAGGGGACCUGGGAUUUACCAGAUACCUUCCAGUUGAGCAGGAGUCCUGCCAAGUAAAGGACAGCCUCCUCCUCCUCUCCUCCUCCACUUCCAGCAGCGACAAGUGCACACAAACGACGGAGGAGAAUUGAGCAAAUUAUCUGCUUUCCGUCCACCUGCCUGGACGGUAACGAUUGGCGACGUCCCGGCUCCUCGCACGCCGCCAUCGAGCGAGCCGCAGCCGCCCCUUGAUUGUCGUCAGUAAGUGAUAGGAGCGGGGCAGGUGAUCUGGAGGGAGGGAGGGAGGGAGGGAGGGAGGGAGCCCCGGCACAGGAUGCCCUUUCCCGCGGGCCGGUGAGGACUCGCACCGACCCCCGGCUUCUCCCCAGCAGCUUCUCGUCGUCCUGCGGUUGAUGUGGAGAUGAUGGACGGUCCUCUUCGCCGCCCAGCGGGGGUCCUCGCCUCCCCCCCGGCUUCUGGGAGCCAGCCCGCCGGCUCUGACACGCUCACCUCCGGCGGCGGCGGCGGCAGCAAACCUCUGGCGUUCUCCAUCGACCGGAUUAUGGCCAGGACGCCCGAACCCACCAGGUCGAUACCGCUCCCCGGCUGGUUCCAGUCCGCGCCCGUGGGGAAACCAGACGCGUGUCCGUCCUCGCUGCAUUGCAUGAUCCCGCUGGUGCCGCUCGGUUACGAGCCGGGCCACCGGCUCAGCAUCACCGGGCUGGAACCGGGCCACAUCGACGCCUCGUCUCUCGCCGCUCCCGCAGACUUUCUGGGCUUUGGGCUGAACUACAAGAACCAGCAGGAGGAGUCCGCCGUGAGCCAAACCGCGGGCCAGUACAAACUUUUCAGACCCCGCGUGGUGAACCAGUCCUUCCCCACCAUGGGCACCGUGUGCUACUUGAACUGCGGCGGGGACGGCGGCGCGUGCCCGCCGCCCGCCGGCCUCGUCAACCUGCACCCCAUGGCGUCGUACCUGCUCAGCGCGCGGCACAAGGCUUUGAUGGCGGAGAAGGGCAAGCCGGGCCUCCAGCAGGCCGCAGAGCGGUACCCGGGGUCCGGGGUGCAGGCGUUCAAGGAGCUGUCCCAGAGCCAGAUCCAGCACUACAUGAAGGAGCGGGACCAGAUCCUCACGGACACGCUCUUCAAGGGCUCCGCGGCGGCGGCGGCGCGUCUGAGCGGCUCCUGUCCCGGUAACAAGCCCAAGGUUUUCACCUGUGAAGUCUGUGGCAAGGUGUUUAACGCGCACUAUAACCUGACACGCCACAUGCCCGUGCACACCGGCGCGCGGCCGUUUGUGUGUAAAGUUUGCGGAAAAGGCUUCAGACAAGCAAGCACGCUGUGCCGGCACAAAAUAAUCCACACUCAGGAAAAGCCGCAUAAGUGCAACCAGUGCGGAAAAGCUUUCAACCGCAGCUCCACCCUUAACACGCACACGCGCAUCCACGCGGGGUACAAACCGUUCGUGUGCGAGUUUUGCGGCAAAGGAUUUCAUCAGAAAGGAAACUAUAAGAACCACAAGCUGACGCACAGCGGCGAGAAGCAGUUCAAGUGUACGAUCUGCAGCAAGGCGUUCCACCAGGUGUACAACCUCACCUUCCACAUGCACACACACAACGACAAGAAGCCCUUCACCUGCCCCACCUGUGGGAAGGGCUUCUGCCGGAACUUUGACUUGAAGAAACACGUGCGGAAGCUGCACGACCCGGCCGGGUCGCAGUCGCCGCCCCAGGCCUGAGGCCCGAGGCCCGAGGCCCGAGGCCCGAGGCCCGAGGCCGGGUCCCGCCUGAACACGAACUGCCCUGGAGCCGCGACCUCCCAUCACGAUGAAAACCCGGUCCAGUUAAGACACAUUCAUGAUCUUCUGUCGGUGUCAGGAAGGAUAUUUUUUCACAAAUUAUAGUAAUUAACGACUUUAUGUUCAUAAAUAUAAUAUGUUCUGUGCUUUGUUCCCUCAAAUCGGUGAUUCUUUCCCUUUAUAAUUUAUUAAGCCUCCCGGCGUCUCUGAAUCCUUCUGUCUUUUGUAACCAUAGCGAUUCUGAAAAAAUUCCUUCACUUCCCAUCACGUGUUUUGUUUAAACCUGAGACCUUUGAAUCCAGACAGCCUCAAAUUAGAAAUAAGUCCAUCACAAUGCAAACUCUGUGAAGUCACUCUGGUGCUUUUGUUGCCUCUAAUUAGUUUUUCUAAAAUUCUAAAUUGCAGCCAUUUCUAAAGCAGCUGAAGGAGACUGAUCGUGUUCUGAGAGUUCACUGUUUCUGACCCUGGACUAGAUACAAUGACUAUGUGAGUUUAAACCCACAGCGUUUGGAACCUGGAGCUUCAGUAAACUAACGCUUAUCCUAUAAAAUAAUUAGUGAAAGAUUUUUUUUUUAAAUUAAUUUGAGGGCAAGUGUUUAGAGUGAACAAACCCAAAAUCGACAUUCUGACUUUGGCCCUACAUCAAAUCUGCAAGACUCCGAUGAGUCGGAGCCUGAAAGGUUCUAACAUGAAGAGGACGAUUUCCAUGUGUACAUUUGUGAAGUGCACCGCCUCUGAACAAAGCACCAGCCCGUGAUGAUAAACCACAUCCUGACUACAGCCCUGCUGCAAAUGGACUAUGAAGUGAACACAGUUUUCUGCCUGGGCUCAUUUUAGAUAUUAAGAGAAAUUCAUUUGAUUGGUCCCGUAAACUCAAUUUGCAUUUUCCACGUAAUAAAUAAUAACAAACACCACAUUCAGUGUUUUACUGUGACUGCUGCCCAGAAGAAAAAAGGGAAAACCACAUCCUCACCACCUUUGAGCCUGUUCACCUCUAUCCUUUAAACUUGACUUUCAAAAAAAAGAAGCCAUCAGGACCUUUGCUAACGCCGACAGGAGCUGCAGCAGCCCCUCGGACCGAGCUGAACCUCUGACCUCUGACCCCUCUGGACACUGCGGCUCCUUUGUCUCUCCCAGCUCUUGUUGACUGAGGAUGAACUGAAGUGAUCAUUACGAGUCAUCAGUCACUAGUUUGGAUUUUCUUUCGGUUGCAUCUCGGGAUGUGAGAGUGAUGAACUCUGAGACCAGAGGUGAAAUGACAGAUCUGAGCAGAUUUUAUUGUGAAAAACAGGAUUUAUAAAGCAACGCUAUGAUGUUCUAGAGUUUCCUCAUCAUAAAGACCAGAACAAACCCAAACCACUGACAGGCUUCAUUACCGAAACACUCACUGGGUUAUUUUGAGUCUACCCCACAUACUUUACACCCUCCUGCUGACACAAAGACAAAUAUAGAUGAUAGCACCAACAAUGUCCUCCCACAGACAGUACCAUACAAUAUAGUGCAUACAGUACAAAAUGCAAUGUGCUGUGAUGCAGUGCGAUACUGUGAGAUGUCGUUUGCAGUGAGUAAAACGGUGCAAAACCAAAAAUUAACACUUCUCUUAUGUUCAGUAUCCAGAUGAGUUAUAGCUCCACAAUCAUAAACAAUCGAAUGUGAGCUUUGGUUUAACUUUAGUUGAUGCCAACUGGAAACUGAUGUCAUGCAGGACACAGUGAUGGGUCAGUUUGCACUGACGUUCGUCUCGCACCUGAAAGCAGCACAGUCCAAACACCCAAUGCUCCUCUGCGCAGCGUGACUGGAGCGGGACCAGAACAGAGUGGUGCGUGCCUGGAGGCAGCACAGGCUGUUUGUGCAGCUCCUCGCUAAAAGUUGUGAACCGAUCGGGUGAGGAGUCGAUUGUGUUGUUUACUAAAGCAGACGCCGCUGCAGCACAGCGUGACACCAGUCUGGUCCCGGUUCCAGACUCCAGGAGAAGCAGGAGCUGCUGCAGCGUUCAGACUUGAUUGGUGUCUAUUAUUUUAGUGGAAACGGUUGCAAUAUUUCAGCCUUUCCUUUCAUUUCAUAAUACAGGUGUGUUUAAUGACUUUACUGAGUGGAGUCAGUUCUGCUGCCUUUAUAGAACUCACCAGGCUCAAGACUUACUCCAGUCAUGAUAAACUCUAAUAGUCAUCAGGACAAAUUUGAAUCCUUGAAAAACUUCAUUACUGGUAUUUCAUUGGAGAUUUCAGUCAGUACUACGUCCAGUACUAAGUAGCCUUAAUGACAGCUUUGGUUCCGUUUAAUGGAUUUCCCUGUAAGUUCCCACCCACUGAGUCAAUAUCUGAUAACAGUGUUGAAAGAUAAUCCAUCUGUUCAGUUUAAACAUCCAACACAUCUCUGUUGUCAUGUCUUCUUAUCUCUGGUUCUGACGGAUUUAAAAAAAAAACACUGAAGCUUUUUCUCUACUAGUUAAUUUGUUGAUGAUUUUAUUUUCAGUCUCAGGAUUAUUGUAAAAAGUGUUUUAUGAUAUUUAUUUUAAAUUGUGCCACUAACUUAAAGAAAACAGCAGAAUGCGCUGAUACGUGAAGGAGGAAAAAAACCUUGUUUGUCUUGGACCUUUUGCUGCUCAGAAAACCGAACAUGGCCUCCAGCAAAAUGGUCAAUAAAGUCAACUGUGUGUGCGCCACUUCUUCCAAACUAUUCUUUGAAUACAUUAACACACUGAUUGCAUGUGAUGGAGGAAAAUUAUAAAUAAAUAUUUUUAUUUAUA